GUGUGGGUGUCAAACGGAGCUAGAAGCGGCGGCGGCUCCGCUGGCUCCCGUCGCUCCCGCCUCCUCAACGCUAGUGGCGGCCGCAGCCGCGCAUCCGGGUCGGCCCGGAGGAGCGCAGGUCAUGGCUUCCAGCUUCUCGGACCUGAGGCUCCAACAGAGGAAAUGACCGUCAGGGACCCUGCUCCAGACCCAUUACGGAGACUGAACCUUCACGGGGUGCGAACCUGCCUGGGACAGGGAAGCUUCUCUCUUUGAAGGGCUUUACAUUUGUCGCAGAGAAAGUAAAGAUGACGACUUCGUCUAUCAGACGGCAGAUGAAAAACAUCGUGAACAAUUACUCGGAAGCCGAAAUAAAAGUCCGGGAAGCCACGUCCAACGACCCGUGGGGCCCGUCCAGCUCCCUGAUGACGGAGGUCGCGGACCUGACCUACAACGUGGUGGCCUUCUCGGAGAUCAUGAGCAUGGUGUGGAGGCGGCUCAACGACCACGGCAAGAACUGGCGGCACGUGUACAAGGCGCUGACGCUGCUCGACUACCUCAUCAAGACGGGCUCGGAGCGCGUGGCCCAGCAGUGCCGCGAGAACAUCUUCGCCAUCCAGACCCUGAAGGACUUCCAGUACGUCGACCGCGACGGCAAGGACCAGGGCGUCAACGUGCGCGAGAAGGCCAAGCAGCUGGUGGCCCUGCUGAAGGACGAGGAGCGGCUGAAGGCCGAGCGGGCCCAGGCGCUCAAGACCAAGGAGCGCAUGGCCCAGGUGGCCACCGGCGUGGGCAGCAGCCAGCUCGCCUUCGGCCGGGGCUCCAGCCAGCCCAACCUCUCCACCGGCUGCUCGGAGCAGGAGCACGGCAAGGCCGGGGGGUCGCCGGCCUCCUACCACGGCUCACCGGAGGCCUUGCUGUGUCCCCAGCACCGCACAGGGGCCCCGCUGGGUCAGAGCAAGGAGCCGCUGCUGCUGAGCCAGCGCCCGCCCUUCCUGCCCUGCCCGCCUGUCCCGGGGCUGCCCUCCUGCUGCGCUGGCGCCCAGGUCCAGCCCUGCCUCGCUUGUGACUUUGCCUCCCCCGCAGCCACCUCCCCACGGGUGUCCUCGGAGCUGGAGCAGGCGCGGCCGCAAACGAGCGGGGAAGAGGAGCUGCAGCUGCAGCUGGCGCUGGCCAUGAGCAGAGAGGUGGCCGAGCAGGAAGAGCGCCUCAGGCGGGGAGAUGACCUCAGGUUGCAGAUGGCCUUGGAAGAAAGCCGCAGAGACACAGUUAAAGUUCCAAGAAAAAAAGAGCAUGGCUCCCACCCGCAGCAGACCACGCUGUUGGACCUGAUGGACGCGCUGCCCAGUGCGGGCCCUGCUGCCCCGAAGGCGGAGCCCUGGGGCCCUUCCGCUUCAGCCAGCCAGACCAACCCCUGGGGUGCUCCGGCAGCCCCCGGCAGCACUUCGGACCCCUGGCCGUCGUUCGGUGCCAAGCCAGCCACCUCUGUCGACCCAUGGGGGGUGCCCACUGGAGCCGGCACACACUCCGUCCCCAGGGGCUCCGACCCCUGGGCCGCCCCGCAGCAGCCAGCCCCCAGUGCCGGGAAAGCCGCUGACCCCUGGGCCGCAGCGUCGGCCGCCAAGCCCGCGUCCCCCUCUGGGGCUUUUGAUCUCUUCAGUAAUUUGAAUGGUACAAUUAAAGAUGACUUUUCUGAAUUUGACAACCUCCGAACUUCAGAAAAAGCAGCCAAGGCGGCCUCUCCGCCGGCCCAGAACAAUGGAACUACCAGCCCCGACCCCUUUGAGUCCCAGCCCCCGACCGUGGCCUCAAGCAAGCCCAGCGGCACCCGGAAAACCCCCGAGUCCUUCCUGGGCCCCAACGCGGCCCUGGUGAACCUGGACUCGCUGGUGACCAGGCCAGCCCCGCCGGCACAGUCCCUCAACCCCUUCCUGGCACCAGGUGCCGCCGCGGCCUCAGCCCCGGUCAACCCCUUCCAGGUGAACCAGCCGCAGCCGCUGACGCUGAACCAGCUGCGGGGGAGCCCAGUGCUGGGGAGCAGCGCGUCCUUCGGGCCUGGCCCGGCUGUGGAGCCCGUGGCUGUGGCCUCCAUGACGUCCGCAGCCUCCCACCCAGCUCUGGGGGCUGGCGGCUCCUCCCUGCCGCCGCUGGGCCCCGCCGCGAUGAACAUGGUGGGCAGCCUGGGCGUCCCGCCGUCGGCGGCUCAGGCCACCGGCACAACCAACCCGUUCCUCCUCUAGUGCCCGCGCCGGGACCCGCCGCAGAGCAUGCGUGCCGAGGACGCCGGGCAGGGGCUCUCGCCUGUGGGAUGGGGUCUGAGAGCGGGGUGGGUGUGCAGAGGGUGUCUUCGCGGUCCUGGCCCUCAGCCUGAGGGUCGAGAGGUGGCGGGCUUACUGAGGCGUCGUCACGCGGCACGUGGGUCCCCGAGCCUGUGUCGGGAGGGAGGGCCCCUGACCCAGCCUGGCCGCCGCCCCCCCACCUCCUCGCAGUGCGGGCCCAGCCCCCGUGGAGAUCCGCCGGCCCUCGGGGGCCUUGGAUGGGGAGGCGGCAGUGCUCAGUGCUGGCCCAGCCUCAGCCCCGGGCCUCUGGGAGCCCCCCUGCCCGGGACCUGGCGCCCACCCCCAGCCCUGGCGACCCCCUAGGCGUGGAUGGGAUGGAGUGCUGGCUCCCUCAGACACUGACCUUUGGGGGACACGGUUGUGCAUAUUUUACUUUUCUUUGACUCGUGUGUGAGUUCAAAGUAAACGCCACCACCGUGGAACAACUCUUGAAUUAAAUCCACUAGAGCAAGCUUUAAACUAACCUGAGCAUAACCCCGCCACGUGCUCCAUGCUUGUACACGUUUGCACAGAUUUUGUUUAGUACAGUUUCAUAUUUGAGUUUGCAGAAUUACCGAAUAGUCUUUUUUGGCUAAUAUUUUUAUAACGUCGUUCUUAUUUAACUGUCUAGUUUUGAUAGAAUUUACCAGGUCUGGCUGAAUUAAGAUACUGGCAGUGUCAUGUUAGUGGUGUAAAUCCUCUUAUUUAUGGUUUUAACUCUGUAAGAAAAUUUAACUAGGAAGAGACAAAAAAAUGCCUUAUGGAAAAAACUAAAGCAAAUUCUUUAUAGGAAAACAUAUGGGAAUUUGAUUAUGCAUAAAAGAUGAUGUUUAUUUAAAAGAAAAAAAAAAAGAAACUACAACAGUAACAAAAAAUCAUAGCCUCCAGUUGCCUUUUCUUUUAACUCCUUUUUUUGGUGGAUUACCAAACUGAUUGACUUUCAGCCUUUUUGGCUAGAUCCUAAGAGAGAGGCUAUUUUUCUUACUGAUGAACCAACGUGAAGAAAGUUAAAGACAAAAAUCUAACAUAUGAAUGUGACUCACCAGGUUUUAUCAGCUAACUCCUUUUUGUGACUGAAGGCAUGCACAGUUAACAAGACUUCGUUUACAGUGGGAACGUGGGAUGGAGGAGACUUCUGGAACCCUGUGUCUGGGACCCUCUCUGUCUUACUCCACACUCAGGGUAGAGGUGGGGACAGUGUGGGGGGCGGUGCAUGUCGGGGGCAGCCCAGGCUGACAGGGUGAGUGAGGGCCCAGGGCUGGCCCCGACCUACGCACCUGCCCUCCAGACACCCGUUGCAACAUAGAAGUAAUCAUCUCUUACUUGGCAGAGGAAGAAAAAUCAUUCUCACCCAGAAGAGAUUUUUAGCGAACGUGCACUAAUCUUACCUCCCUCUCCCCUGCUUUCCUCGCCCCACCCACCAGUAUAAAAAAGUAUUAGGUAAGUCACAAAUUAAAGACCAGAAGAGACUUGCUUCUCCCCAGGGAAGGGCCAUUUCCCCCGAGUCCUGUGUCUGUCUGGUCAGCCGGCCUGGCGGGCACCUCAGUCUCACUCUACGUGGCGGACGUCUCACCUCUAGCACCAAGGGCAGCUGACAGCUGGGGGUCUCUCCUGGGGGUCUCGGGCCCCUCCACCCCUCUCUGGUUCCGGGAGCUCUGAGCCUUAGCGCUGGGCACGGGAGGCUGACUCAGAACUGCCUGCUCAGGCCACUCCUGUUGCCACGUACAAGAGCUCACCCGUGCUCCUCCCUGGGGCUACCUCCGGCCCAGACCUCCUGCCCAGCCCCUGAGACCUGGGGCUGGACCAUGGGCUCCAGAGUCACCCACGAAGGCCGGUCCGGCCUCUCCCAGCAGCCUGGAGGAGGGUGGGGCAGGGCGGGGCUCGGGGCAAGGUGCUCCCCCGGGGAGGUAGGGGCCGACCCCCUCACGGGGCACAGGACCACGCUACUGGGGUCAGUGAUUUCUCGUGAGUGAGGAGCCCUUGCCGAUGGGACUUUAAGGCCCCGAUGUUACAGCCAGUGGGCCACCCAGGCCCAGGCAGACUCCCGCGCCAGCUCCCGGCUCAGGCCCACCCCCAGGCACCUCGUCCGUGUUGCCCGUUGCACUGAUCAUGAAGCCACUGGUGCUGCCACGCGUGUGAGACACGUGCCAUCAAGCUCCCUCCUGCCGGGCACCGUGGUAGGGGUGUUGCCCAGCCGUUUUCUCAGUCCCAGGGGUGGGUGGCCGGUUUGGAACUUGUGUUGACUGUUGAUACUUAUUCACCGUAUAAAUAUAAUUUAUCAUUUGUAUCACGA
Messenger RNA from Balaenoptera musculus (blue whale), 4590 nucleotides. RefSeq names its product epsin 2 (gene EPN2). Gene Ontology annotation, molecular function: phospholipid binding; clathrin binding. Gene Ontology annotation, cellular component: plasma membrane; endosome; clathrin vesicle coat. Gene Ontology annotation, biological process: endocytosis. The record is from RefSeq and is a predicted model, not a curated record. The transcript has 10 exons. The coding region runs from base 288 to 2219 and encodes 643 amino acids. Lineage: Eukaryota; Metazoa; Chordata; Mammalia; Artiodactyla; Balaenopteridae.